Messenger RNA from Striga hermonthica, 1521 nucleotides. The record is from the annotation of a GenBank genome assembly. Lineage: Eukaryota; Viridiplantae; Streptophyta; Magnoliopsida; Lamiales; Orobanchaceae.
AUGUUUUGCUCCAAGGUCUCUGCCAAUGGCUCUGUUGCUAAUGGGAACCACGGCUCGACCACCAUGCUGACGAGCCCCUGCCAUCAGAGCCCUAAAACGAAGAUCGUUUGCACGCUGGGCCCUUCGUCCCGCUCGGUGGAGACCUUAGAGGAGCUUCUCAGGGCUGGCAUGAGCGUUGCCCGAUUCAACUUCUCCCACGGCACCCACGCCUACCAUCAGGAGACACUCGACAACCUCCGUGCAGCCAUACGCAACACCGGUAUCCUUUGCGCCGUCAUGCUGGACACCAAGGGUCCCGAGAUACGUACGGGUUUUCUUAAGGAAGGGAAGCCGGUUCAGCUUCAGCAGGGUCAAGAAAUCACCAUAACGACCAACUACGACAUCAAGGGGGACGAGCAAAUGAUCUCGAUGAGCUACAAGAAGCUAGCCGAGGACCUGCAGCCACAAAGCACCAUAUUGUGCUCUGACGGAACAAUAUCCCUCACUGUCCUCGAGUGCAAUAGGGAUCAAGGGCUUGUCCGUUGCCGUUGUGAGAAUACGGCGGUCUUGGGCGAGCGAAAAAAUGUCAAUCUCCCGGGAGUUGUUGUGGACCUGCCCACGCUGACCGACAAGGACAAAAAAGAUAUUUUGGAGUGGGGCAUUCCUAACAAGAUUGACAUUAUCGCCCUCUCGUUUGUUCGCAAGGGCUCUGACCUUGCUGCCGUCCGAAAGUUGCUUGGUGAACAUGCCAAGUCUGUAGUACUCAUGUCAAAGGUCGAGAACCAAGAAGGGGUGUCAAAUCUGGAUGAGAUCGUUGCCAGCUCGGACGCAUUCAUGGUGGCAAGGGGCGACCUUGGGAUGGAAAUCCCGAUCGAGAAGAUAUUCCUGGCUCAGAAGACGAUGAUCGAGAAGUGCAACAAGCAGGGGAAGCCCGUGGUCACGGCCACACAGAUGCUCGAGUCAAUGAUCAAAUCCCCACGGCCCACACGAGCGGAGGCUACCGAUGUGGCCAACGCUGUUCUCGACGGCACAGACUGCGUCAUGCUGAGUGGCGAGACGGCUGCCGGGGCCCACCCAGUGGAGGCUGUCCGAACGAUGGCUCGGAUUUGUGCGGAGGCCGAGAACUAUCUCGAUUACGACCGGGUUUUUCAGAAGGCUGUGGCUGGCGCCACUCCUGUGGUGCAGCCUGAGGAAAGUCUAGCCUGUGGUGCAGUGCAGGCAGCGAGGUCGGCCAGGGCAGCCCUGAUUGUGGUGCUGGGCGACGGGACCUAUGUGGCCAAGCUUGUGUCUAAGUACAGGCCCCGUGUGCCGAUUGUUUCAGUGGUAGAAGGGGGUGAGAGGGAGGUUCGGGCUGGACACGGGCUGAUUUCACGUGGGGUUAUUCCGGUGGUGCUUGGUUGUGAAGGUUUGAGUGUUGAGGAGGUGCGGGGAUUGGCCUUGAAAGAAGCCAAGCGUAUGGGUCUGUGCCGGUCUGGGGACUUAGCUGUGGUGGUGCAGCACAGUGGAUGUUGUAGCUCAAAUCAAAUAUUGUGGAUCGACUGA